AUGGCAAGCGAUUCGAGGAGACAAAGCCACGUGGCGAGUUCGAGUUCGAGGAACUCGAAUAAUUUUGCGAGCACAAGUUCAGCCGCCAAUUUUAGCUUGAAUGUGAGUUUUUUUGGAGAACAUUACGAAAAAAAAAGGAAUUUUUGUAUACAUUUUAAUUUUCUGAAGAUUUAAUGUAAAAUUCCCAUUUUUCUCUUAAAAAAUUUAGAAUAUUACAUAACUUUUGAAUGAGAAUUCUAGUAUUCAAUUUGAAAAAAACUACGGAACCAACUUUGAAAACGUAAUUUUAUAUAUAAAAUUCAAGGAAAAUCACAAAGUUCCAGCUCUAGAAGUUAUUUUUCAUGAAAAUUUCGAAGUUUUCUAUAAAAUCCUACACUUCCUCAAUAAUCCAGCAUUUUUGACUCAAAAUUUGGUUUUGCAGGGUCGUGGAUUUCUUCUCGAAAUCGAUAAUCGUCAAAAUCGAAAUACCGUAUCUUCAGCAAUUCGAAAACAUGGAGGAGAAAUUGUUGUAACUUAUCAUGAGGAAAAAUUACCAUGGGUAAGUAGAUGUUUUGAUAGAAAUUCAAGAUUUUUAAAAUUACUAAUUUCAAUUUUUAGGUAGUUGUUUCUGAUCAUGCAUGGGCCUUGAAAAUUGAGCAGAAAAAAGUGGACAUUGAGAAUCCGAGUGAAAAAGUGAGUUUUUUCUUGAAAUUGUUAAAAUAAGUGGUUUAUCUUUUCAGAUGUUAAAAGCGUUGCCGUCGUUAUUGAGAGAAGCUGUUCAGAGAAAAAUUAAGGUGAGAUUUUUUGAGAAAAACAUUUGAAAUACUUUAAAAUUACCAAUAUUUCUCCAGAAAAAAUUGAAAAAGUUGAAAAUUUUUUUUAUUUUUCGAACACAAAAUUAAUUUUUCAAGGUGUUCCCUCAGAAUCGUCUAAUUUUUUGAAAAAACGGUCCACUUUCAAUCUAAAAUUCUAAAUUGUCUAUUUUUUGCAGAUUCGAACAGUCGAAACAUUUAUGAAACAAAUAACACGUUGGGCAAAAGGAAAAACAAAAACAGCAUCAGCAACAAAUUCAACUGGAACAAUGAAAGCUAUUUCAAGAUUACCUAUCACACAAAAUACAACGACAAAAGUGGUAAACAACACUCCGGAAUUACACCAGCAAAAAGAAUAUUUGAAAAGAAGAAGUUGUAAUAUAUCAACAACAACAAAUGCAAAUAAUCGAAAAUCUUCUUCAUCCUCAAAAAGUUUUGUUCGAAUUGAUGUUCCAAGAAAAAGACCCGAUGUUAGGGUAAGUCAGAAAAUUUUUCUAAAAUUUUUGUGUGUUAGUUCUAGCUCAAUCCAUAGAAUUCAGAGUUUUCCCUCCAUUUUUCACUUUCAAUAAUUCCCCAUAUUUUUUGCAGAUAAUCGAUAAAUGCUUAUUUUCCCAAUUUUAUACUGGAAAUGAUGCUGGAUUUAGUGUAUUUCGUCAAGCUGAUCCUUCUUUGACUGAAAGACGAACUCGAGAUUUUGAUCAAUUUCUGCGCGGCGAUUUUCAACCAGCGAAAAAGUUGAAUUACAAAUUGGAAGAUGAAGAAACUUAUUGUCAAUUUUGUGGAAAAACAGUGCAACAAAUGUAUGAACAUGAAAAGACUGAUGCACAUCGAAGUCGAGUAAAACAUCAAGGAAUAUUGACAGAAUUGGAUCGAGUUGUUAUGACAACUAAAAUGGCGGUGAGAGAUUAUAUUUGAAAUUGUUUGAAAUUCAAAAUAACUCUCAGUUGAAUUCAACUUUGAGAUCAAGAAAUAGCCUAAAAAAUCCACGUCGUGUUAAUUUUCCAAUUCUUUCAAUCCCUUUAUUUUUCCAGCUAAGUCGACGAAAACAAAAAUCGAUUGAAAUGUUGCCUGAUGACGUCAUAUCGGAAAAUAUGGAUCCAAAUUCGAAAAUUGAUAUUGAAAAAUAUGAAUAUGGUGAAAAUAAAUAUCGAAUUUGUUGGAAUAAAUUGAUGGAACAAAAAAGAGCAAAAAUUACUAUCGAUGAUAAUUGUAAUGAAAAGGAAAAAGUCGAAAAUGGUGAGCAUUUUUUGAGGGGAAAAUUGGGAAUUGCAAAAAAGAUUUAAAAAGUGAUAAUUUCUUUGAAAAAUGUUCCGAAAGGGGGAUUUCAAAACUAAAGUUAUGAGACAAAAAUUAAACUGAUACCACGUGGCAGACUGUGUGGAGAAAUUUAGCUUCAAAAUUUUCCACGUGGAUUUUCAGCAUUAAAACUCGCCUUAUUCAAUCUUUUCAGUCACAAAUCAUCCACCAAUCGCCACAUUUUUCAAUCAAUCAAACGAAGCCGCAUUUUUGUCAUUUAUCGGCGCAAUUUAA
Molecule: messenger RNA, 2321 nt
Organism: Caenorhabditis angaria
Lineage: Eukaryota; Metazoa; Nematoda; Chromadorea; Rhabditida; Rhabditidae
Source: the annotation of a GenBank genome assembly